This is a messenger RNA of Tremella mesenterica DSM 1558, 858 nucleotides long. RefSeq lists its product as uncharacterized. Bases 1 to 858 code for a protein of 285 amino acids. The record is from RefSeq and is a predicted model, not a curated record. The transcript is spliced from 2 exons. Lineage: Eukaryota; Fungi; Basidiomycota; Tremellomycetes; Tremellales; Tremellaceae.
AUGGGAGCGCGUUACCCACCUUCUUCCCCAUUAAAUCCUUACCCAUCUUCAUCAUCUCCUCUCACUUCUCCCACUCCACCACCUGGUCCAUCAGUAUAUCGUCCAUUUUCUACUCUCGCUCAACCUUUCAGUCCGAGUUUACAACUUCAACGUCGCUCUCCGACUUCACAAACCCCCACUCGGUUCGCUCGACCAAGCCAAGCAGGUAAACAACGGUCGUCACCCGGCAUUACAUUCACUGCGGAAGGGACGACUCCGACCGAGAGCGCUAUGUGGAGACAAGCAUUCACCCGAAGGAUGGAAGAAAGAGUACGGCGUAAGAAAGCCAGAGAAGAGGAUCUGGCGCGGAGGCGGAAUAUGAAAUUACCACAGGAAGAGGAUGUUUUUGACGAGGAGGCGGAGCGUCAAGCUCAGAAUGAUGAAGAAGAGAUUUUUAGGAGACUGAUGGUUCUACAGCGACGUAGGGAAGAACGAGCUCAACUGGCAGCAGAAGAAUGGGAAGGGGGAGGGUCAGAUCCUGUGGCCCCCGAGUUCUGGGACGAAAUACAGAUACAACAUACUCCCAGACCGAUAAUACCAUUACGCCCCGCAGACAUCACCAUGGGCCACGAGCCACAGACUCCUCCUGUGGCGCGACCGUGGAGACCUGUCCCUUUACAAAGCGUGCAGGGUGGUCACAGCGUGACGGAGGAAAUCGAGGAAGAGCGUUGGGCUAGGGAGGCCGCGGAAGCUGAGGAGGCUGAGUUUGAGGCCGAAGAGGCGGAGUUGGCGAGACUGAUCGAAGAGGAAUAUUAUAGACAACUUCAAGCUCAGGGGAGACGGAGUGAAGCGGAGGACGACGCGAUGGAUUUGAGUUAA